AUGCCAAAUCCUUUUCAAUAUGUUCCACAAUAUGUAAAUAUACCAAACCCUUCAUUUUUUUUUCCAAAUAAUUAUCAAUAUAUUCCCAAAAUACCAAAAAUACCAAAAAAUCCUAGAAGACCCAAAAUACCAAAUUAUAUUGCUGCUUGUGGUUGUUGUGGUAAUCCAAAUCAUGAUCGAAAUGAUCCUCAAUGUCCUUUUCAAAAUGGUAGAAUUCAACCUUGUUUAGAUCCUCCUCGUGAUCAAAGAUUACAUGAUUUAUUUAGACAAUCUGAAAUUCAAUUAGAAAAUAUAUUAAAUCGAAUGAAUAGAAACAUUCAAAAUCAACAUGCUAAAACAAAUGAAAAUUUUUUUAAUCGCUUUAAUCAAUUGAAUCAAAGAUUGAUUACAACCAAUAAAAGAUUAGAUAAUUAUGAUCAAUCUUUUAAUCAACUAAAUACUAAUACUAAUAAUAUAAAUCAAAGAAUUUAUAACAUUGGUAAAAACUUAAAUAAUGAAUUUGGUAAAAUUAAUAUUUUUAAUAAAAAUAUUGAUACAAAUUUAAAUAAUAUAAAUCAAAGAAUUACAGAUCUCAAUACUAAUAAUCAAAGAAUUAAUAUAAAUCUUGAUAAUUUACAUAAAACAAUUAAUGAUAAUAAUCAAAACAUAGGCAAAUCUAUCAAUCGUUUUAACGAAAUAUUGGAUAAUAACAAUCAAAAUAUAAAUAUUCGUUUUAAUGAAAUAUUAAAUAAUAUCAAUCAAAAUAUCAUUAAUACAAAUCUUGGACUCGAUCCAAUAAGAAAUCAAUUUAAUGCAUAUUUAAAUGAACAAAGAAUUAUUAUUGAAAAUAUACAAAAUCAAUUAAUAACGAGAAACACUAAUAAUUUUGAAGAAAUAUUUAACAUUUUUAGAAAUGAUAUGAGAAAUUUAGUUAACAAUCAAAUUAAUACAAAUCAAAGAGAAAUAAUACAAAGAAUAAUGCGAGUACAACAACCAAGAAGAUUUACUAUUAAUCAAAGAAGAACAAUAAAUUUCCGUUUGCCAGAAAUAGAAAGACCUAGACAAAUGACAAAUAUUAUGGGUGGAUUACAAAUACAUGGUAAAAGUGGAACUUUUUUGGGUAAUGCACAAUAUAAUGUUGAAAGUAGUGGUAGUAUAACAUACACAACUGAAAAUACAUUAGAAAUUUUAAAAUAUAAAUAA
Messenger RNA from Cetraspora pellucida, 1182 nucleotides. The record is from the annotation of a GenBank genome assembly. Lineage: Eukaryota; Fungi; Glomeromycota; Glomeromycetes; Diversisporales; Gigasporaceae.